Molecule: messenger RNA, 1065 nt
Organism: Fusarium subglutinans
Lineage: Eukaryota; Fungi; Ascomycota; Sordariomycetes; Hypocreales; Nectriaceae
Exons: 1
Coding region: 1-1065 (354 amino acids)
Source: RefSeq, a predicted model, not a curated record
AUGGGUCUCUUUGGAAACCUCUGGGACGGUGUCAAGUCGGCAGGUCAAUGGGCCCUUGACCACUCAGCCAAUAUUGCUCCCGUUGUCAAGGCUGUUGGCGAUGCAGCAAGUCACCUCCUCCUCAUGGAUAAUAGCAGCCCUGGCUUUGCAGCAGCUGCUGCUCCCGAAAGCCUAGCCAAUGAGACGGGCUCACAACAGUUGGCCAAGUAUCCUCAGAUGUUUGCCUACGUCAGUCAUCAGCUAGCUGCCACCGCAAAAGAGGGAGUCCAGGCCGAUCUAGAAAUGGGUAGCAAGACCACCAUCACUGAGGACGGCCUUGUUGGCUUGUGGACAGAUCCCAAUGGCCUAUCAUUCGACGGGAGCCCUUCCAUAUCGAUGUAUCAAGAUCUUUCGGCUUUUAUGGGAACUAUGAAUAUCCCAGUCUCCUGGACGGAUAGCUCUGGUGAUGUUCAUGAUACAGUCCACGAAAUCGGCCAGAUAUUGUUUGCAAACAGUGGACCUCAGAGUCUCGCAGCUGUCGCCCGCAGUGACAACCCUAUUGUGAGAAUUAUGGCAGAAGUUCCGACUCAAAGUGGUUUCAUUCAUGCCUGUCAUGUAUACUACCCGAUCCCAAUGGGUAAAGCCGGAGAGGAGUUCUCGCUGCAUAGUGCUAUACACAUCAGGUACACCACAAAUGCAGACACGGCAACCAUGGCUACAGUCAAAGACCAUCUGACAGUCAAUAAUCCGCUGAGUGACCAAGACUCAUGGGUGGUGACAAUGAACAUCACCUGGGCCAGUGCUCCCAUCGCUGCAUCACCGGAUGUGCAGAAAAGGUUCACGGAAAUCUUCACCAAGCAGAACUCUGUCCUCAAUCUCGCCGUUUCCAACGUCACUGGCACACUUCAGACCGUCAAGGUUCAGACGCCGGCUGAUAAGACUCCAGCCUACGCCAAAGCUGCCGUGGAGGCUGCAGUGACCGCAGCCCUUAAUGACGGGUCAAACAAUAAGAAUGGGCCCGCCAUGAACACAGCUCAAGUUUGUGUCACUGAUUCCUCUUGGCUUCCAAAGGGGUCGAACCCUUAG